This is a messenger RNA of Thamnophis sirtalis, 1630 nucleotides long. Lineage: Eukaryota; Metazoa; Chordata; Lepidosauria; Squamata; Natricidae. The record is from RefSeq and is a predicted model, not a curated record.
CCACCCCCUUCCUUCCAGCUACGUUUGCAGCUUUUCUCCUGGCUUUCAUUCCCUCGAAUCCCGCUUCCCGGCGUCCCCUCUUCGCCUGGGCCAUGCUCCCCUUCUCUCUCUUCCUCCUCCUCCUGGCUGGAAGCUGCGGCUGCUUCUCUUCAGGCUCGAGCCAGGUAGCCCCUUUCGACUUGCUCUACGCUGACGGGGUGCGUGCGUACUUCGCCCAGGACUGGCCCCGGGCCUCCGAGCUGCUCCAGCGCUCUCUCCACAGCUAUUCGCAGUUGCAGGAGGCGCGCCGAAAGUGCCGAAGCGGGUGCCAGAGGGAAGCUUGUUUUGGGAGUCCGUCGCCUUUCGAGCCGUGGGAGACCAGUUUCUUCGACCGGGUGCUGCAGCGAGCCGAAUGCCUGGAGGAAUGUCUGGGACGGAGGCUGGGCGGUCAGCCGUCCCGCUACCGAGCCAGCCGCGUCAUCCAACAGGACUUUGACGAGAGGGAGCCCUACAAUUACUUGCAAAUUGCCUUCUUCAAGCUAAAAAAACUGGAGGAAGCUGUCUCUUCAGCUCAUACAUUCUUCAUAGCCAAUCCACAGCACCUACAAAUGCGUGAGGACAUGGAGAAAUACCAGCGCAUGGCAGGGGUAAAAUCUGAAAGCUUUCGGGAUCUGGAGGCUCAACCACAUUGGGUAGCUUAUGAAGCUGGGAUGUAUCAUUAUGGUAUGGAUGACUACCAGCAGGCAGCAGCAAAACUGGAAGAAUCGCUCAGAGAGGGGCUGCUGGCACUGGAGAAUUGCAGAGCUCUUUGUGAAGGGCCCCGGGAAGAUGAGGAUAACAAGGAAGAGACGCAACUAGGCCUCUAUGAAAGCAUUGCAGCUCAUUAUGUCCAGGUCUUGAAAUGCAGGCAACAGUGUGUCCUUGAUAUUGCCACCAAGCCAGGCAGGGUGUCUUCCACAGAAGAUUUCAUCCCAUCUCAUUUUGAUUUAUUGCAAUUUGCUUAUGACAGAGUUGGAAAUCGGACUGUUGCUGCUGAAUGUGCAGCUACCUUCCUGCUGUUCUAUCCAUCAGAUGAAAAAAUGCUGGAGAGGUUGAAAGAGUACCAAGCAGAUCUGGGAAAAGAAAUAGCUAUUCCAGCCAGAGAGAAUAUCCGCCAUUAUGUGCAACGAUCCCGUAUGGAAAAGAAACUGAUCUAUUACGCAGUACAGCACCUUGAUGAAACUUUUAAGGAUCCAGAUUUAUGGACUCCCAAGGAACUGAUCCCUGAAAGCAUGAAGCAGAAACACAAAGAAGAUCAGGAGAAACGAAGUUUGAAGGCCUCACAUAUGCAACAACGGGAUCAAAGUGAACCACUACCUUUUGAAGACAUCGCCAUCAGCAUGGAUUCUCACCAACUCAAUGGUACCCAGAGGGUCGUCUUUGAUAGAGUCCUCACUGAAUCAGAAUGCAAAGACAUCCUUCGUCUGUCCAUGCUGGAGGAACCGGAGAUGGCUAUCGUGGCAGACGUUCCCCUCAUACUCCACAUGAGCGAUUUGAAGGCUUAACAGUGGCAAAAGCUUUGCAGUUGGCUGAGGACAGUAGCAUGAACUGGAAAGAUAUUAAACUUCUCCUGCAAGCCAGUGAGAAAUCCCGGAAAAUUGUGGAAUCCUAU